AGGUCGAGGGGCAUUCAAGACAUUGGAGCGCGCAUGAGUUAGGCAUUUCUUUUGUCGCGUUAAAAUCCAUCUUCGUCCGCACCCGCACCGAGAGACACGGACAGAUGAUGUUGCAAUUGCCCGGCAUAGCGAGCAAUCCCUUGUGGCUCUCACCGUCUCCACACCGGCAAUGUAGCAGGCCUGUGCGAGCGAGGAGGAAAUGGUCAAUCUAUGCAUCCAACAAAGGCUCCAAAGGAGAUGGAGAAUUGUUUCAAAUGCUGCAAAGGUUCAUGCGAAAGAAAGCGAGGGCUCUCAAGGGGGAUUUAACAACAUUGCGAACAGCAAACCAUCACCGUAGACCUCUCACAAGAACUGUGACAAUUGGCCUGAUUGCGGUCUCAGCAACGCUCUACCUUUGGAACUUGAAGGCUUUGAUUGCACAUAUCUUGAAAAGAGUUUGCGUCGAGGCACUGUCGAGGUCGUCCUUGAAUCGAUUCGCGUCUAUCAGCCUCUCUGCGCUAUCAAACCACAGGAGAGAGUUUGUAGCAAACUUGAGGUGGUCCAUCGCCCAUCUCUCGUAUUUACUCGACGUGGUUCUCGAGCGCCAUCCUACUUCAUAUUUAGUGAUUCUCGGGACAACUUGCGCGGUUCUUAUUUUCAUUGGAGGCUUUGCUUUCUACCAUCUCAGAACACGUAAGCAAACGCUAGGCGAUGCUUUCUGGGAAGCAUGGGCGUGUCUUUGCAACUCCAGCACACACCUGAAAGAACAAACCGUCGUGGAAAGAGCAACUGGAUUGCUACUGGCGAUUGGUGGUUUGAUGUUCUACUCGCUCCUCACGAGCACACUCACGGCGCAAUUCAAGAGCCGGAUGGAAAUCUUACGCGAGGGUGCGCUCUUUGAGGUGAUGGAGGUCGGGCAUACUGUAGUCUGUGGCACCAAUAACCAUUUGAGCACACUGCUCAAGCAGCUCAACAAGGCGCAAGACUUGGCGAUAAAAAAUAAGACAGCAACUUCUCGGAAGAAGACUGUAGUUCUUCUAUCCGAGAAGAUGAAGAAAAGCAACAGUGUUGUCUCCAAUACAAUCAAAGAAUGCAAGGCUUUGAAUGUCCUUGUUCGAAGUGGCAAGCUUAACAAGACCUCGACGUUUCAGACUGUUGGUGCUUCCAGAGCCUCUCGUAUCAUAUUUCUUGCGAGGAAAACUGAUUCAUACGAGGCCGAUGCAGAUGUGGUGCUGUCGGUGCUGGCUUUGCAGCCAUUACGCGAGGAAAAAUCGGUGCAGGUUAUUGCGGAGGUAUCUAAGGAGGGAACAGCUCAAUUGCUUCAAUCUCUCGCGGGCCAAAACAUAACUACUGUGCAAGAUUUAUCCUCCAAGCUCUUGGUACAGUGCUCUCGACAGAAUGGUCUUAUAGACGUGUACCACGAACUUCUCGAUCAUGGAAGACAAGUGAUCAUUUUGCGACACUAUCCGAGCUUAGCUGGUUACAAAUAUCGUGAUGUGCGUCAUAGUUUUCAAGAGGGAAUUGUGUGUGGAAUUAUACGAGAUGGUGCCAUCGACUUUCAUCCCAAAGAUGGUCUUGCCUUGGAGUCUACAGACAGGUUAAUUAUUAUUUCCCACAAGAACAGCAGUGAAGAAGUUAGUAUACUUCCCGCGACUGCUCCGGCAUUCAACAUGGCAAGCGUCGCUAGAAGAUCACUUAAACCUCUCUCAAAGAUCGAGUGGAGCAUUCCCAAGAAAGAGUACAUUCUUAUACUGGGAUGGAGACCAUCGAUGAAAGACAUUGUUGCCGAGUAUGACGACUAUGUUGGUCCUGGAAGCGAGCUGCUGAUCCUUGCUCAAGAGCCUCUUAAAAAGAGGCAACUGGUAACUUCGCCACUCAAGAACAUCAGAGUUACUCAAAAGAUUGGAAAUCCUCUAAACGAGACAGACCUGGCAAGCGCGAUAUCCGAAGUCGAGGCUUGCAAAUCCAGCACAGAUGCCCUGUCCAUUGUGGUCAUCAUCGACGAUAAAUGGCAGCAAGAAAGCAUUUCCAAAUCUGAUAAGCAGUCCAUCUAUGCACUUCUGCUCGCUGAAUCUGUUUGCAUCCAUUUAAAAGUCAAGGUUGCAAGCUUAGUUGCAGAGCUUGUAGACACAAAACUUGGAAAACAAGUUGUGAAAAGCCAUGACACUUUGACAUUCAUUGGAACAAGCGAGUUAAUAGGACUAGUGACAGCCCAAGUGGCCGAGAACACGGAGCUAAAUGAUAUAUGGACUGAGCUUCUCAAUCCCUGGGGAAAUGAAAUCUAUGUCAAGGAUAUCGCUCUCUACAUGAAAUCCGGAGAGGCUCCAACGUUUCAGGAGCUUGCGGAUCGAGCGGUUUUCCGGGAUGAAGUUGCCAUCGGCUAUAGAAUGCACAAUAGCACAGUGAUCAAUCCAGCUUCUAAAGAUGUCCCACUGUGCUUCUCACGAGGGGAUUCUCUUGUUGUCAUCUCUGAGUUUGAAUAUGGAAAUUAUCAAGGGAAUUAAUCCAAGUUAAGUUUUCUUUGAGAAAA
This is a messenger RNA of Selaginella moellendorffii, 2509 nucleotides long. RefSeq names its product putative ion channel POLLUX-like 2. Lineage: Eukaryota; Viridiplantae; Streptophyta; Lycopodiopsida; Selaginellales; Selaginellaceae. The transcript is spliced from 23 exons. Bases 105 to 2483 code for a protein of 792 amino acids. Gene Ontology annotation, biological process: monoatomic ion transport. The record is from RefSeq and is a predicted model, not a curated record.